Molecule: messenger RNA, 2136 nt
Organism: Phlebotomus argentipes
Lineage: Eukaryota; Metazoa; Arthropoda; Insecta; Diptera; Psychodidae
Gene: Paip1
Product: polyadenylate-binding protein-interacting protein 1
Exons: 6
Coding region: 203-1672 (489 amino acids)
Biological process (GO): regulation of translational initiation
Molecular function (GO): protein binding; translation activator activity; RNA binding
Source: RefSeq, a predicted model, not a curated record
UGGCGCCGCUGUCCCAAAGUCGACCAGAGGCCAUUUCUCGUGGCAGUGGCUGGGAGAAUUGCGCAAAAAGCCCCCCCAAGAAGCCCCAAAACCCGUAAAAGAGUGACGUGGUGGACAGAAGGAGCACCGGCAGAAGGUCUUUGGCACGUGUGAACUGUGAUAGAACGUCUCGGGGAGCGGCUAAAGUGGCCAGACGUGUGGUAUGAAUCAAUCGGGACCCGGACGAUCUUCAAAGUCAUUUGAUGGGCAUUAUGACCCCCUGAGGCAGUCUAAUUCCCAUCCGGAUAACAUGAGAGGUGUUCACCACCAGCCAGGACGUAGUGUAGCGCUGUCGGCGGAGGCGAAGGAGUUCAUUCCAAAAAACAAGAUGACAAACGACGUCGGCCACCAUCACCAGGCGCCCGGACACCAUCCGCCGCACAUGGGGCCCAUGUACCACCACGGCCAGAACUACCACCAUCCGCCGCCGCAGAUGCCGUCGGCGGGGCGGCAGUUCCCCGCGCCCAUGAACCACCCCUACAUGCACAUGCAGCAGCACCAGCAGCAGCAUCAGCAGCUGGCCUUCAUGCGCCACCAGCACAUGAACCACUCGCUGGGCAUGUACACGGAGAUGCAGUUGGCGCAGCAGAUGCAGCGCGCCACGGUGCAGGAUCGCAUCAACUCCACGCGCCACGUGAUGCACGUGCCGCGCGCCGUGCAGCACGAGGCGCAGAACAACUUCGAGGGCGGCGGCGGCGGGGCGGCUGAGCAUCCGUCGCACGAGGAGACGGCCGCGCUCGACAUGCUCUCGCACAUCAUCAAGCAGCUCACCGACCAGCCCGGCAUGUACGAGGAGGUGCAGGUGGAGAUCAAGGAGAUGUUCGCUGACUUGAUGGGCAGCCGCUUCGUGAUGAGCAACGCUGUGGAGCUGAUCUUCGACCACAGCAUCAAUGAGUCCAACUUCCGCUACAUGGGAGCGCGCCUGUGCCAGCUGCUCGACAGCCUAAGUCUGCAGCAGAGCAACGUGUUCCGCACGAUGCUGUGCCUGAAGAUGAACCACCACAAGAUGGAGAUGGAGCGCUUCAUGCUCAAUGAGCAGCACGUUGUGCGCGGCACGACGCUCUUCCUCGCUGAGCUCUACAUCCAGAUGCAGAACGACGGGGCGCGCAUCGGCGAGAUCGGCGAGUGCAUCGUGAGCUCUAUGGCGCUCCUGCUCAACAAGCAGGGCCCGGAGAACGUCAAGUGCGUCUGUCAGUCGCUCAAGCUCUGCGGGUACGAGCUCGAGAUCGACUGCGGCGCUCUCCUGGUUGGGAUCCUGAGCUCACUGGCUCAGCUGGAAACGUCUGUGGACGUCUCGACGGGGCGACUCAUUCGUUCCGUGCUGGAUCUCAAGGCGAACCGAUGGGGGCGUUCAGCGCCAAUUGCUGUGGCGCCUAUUCAGGAGGUCAAUCACUACGACUGCAACGAUUCACCCGUCUUUUACGGACCCGAUGGUCAGGUUCUCACGGAGGAGGAGAGUUCCUUCCUCUCCGCUCAGGCCUCAGCGUAUCCCAACAACAACAACUUUGAGGAGUACCUCGACAAUGAUGGCGAUGAAUUGGCCGACGCAGAGCCUGAAAUGGACCUGGAAAUUCAAUUGGCGUUCCGUGAGUUUGUCCAGACGCAGAAGAAGACACCAUCACAUAUAAAAUAGGCGCGCGAGCCAGCAAAACAAGAAUCAAGAAAAAAAAUUGCAUGCUUCUCUAUGUCGGCGAGGUGGUUUUUCAGUAACAAUUAAGCAGAAACCGGACGCAAAGUUGGACAAUUUUGCCGUUUAUAGUGUGUUGCAGAGUGUUUUUGAACAGGCCCAGAGAGAAAGUGAAAAACAGAAUAAAUAUUUUUUUUGGUAAUUAUUUUGAGACAAAUUUUGUAGAUAACCAAGUUGAGAAAGCUUCGUUCUUUUUUUUUAUCUCUAAAAACUACUUAUUUCCACACAUUUUGCAAUACUAUGUUUUUUUUUAUAAGACAAUCUUCUCUUGGAAGUACCAUCCAUCUCAAUACAGAGCCUUUGUGUUGUAUAACAUUUUCGGGGAAAACUAUUAUUCAUGGUAGAGAAAAUGGAGCACAGAUUAUUAUCAUUACUUUCAGCAAUAAAUAUUAAUGGAAUAAAAGAAGAAA